Coniophora puteana RWD-64-598 SS2 is the source of this 1501-nucleotide messenger RNA. Its product is annotated as NAD(P)-binding protein. The transcript is spliced from 12 exons. Gene Ontology annotation, biological process: NADPH regeneration. The record is from RefSeq and is a predicted model, not a curated record. Gene Ontology annotation, molecular function: oxidoreductase activity; nucleotide binding. The coding region runs from base 102 to 1361 and encodes 419 amino acids. Gene Ontology annotation, cellular component: cytoplasm. Lineage: Eukaryota; Fungi; Basidiomycota; Agaricomycetes; Boletales; Coniophoraceae.
CACAGUUGAAAAGCAGCCCAGAUAUUGGGUCUGUCCCAUCGGAUCCUGAUUCUAACUCUUCCACUUCACUGUCAGCCUAGGAUCUCUCAACAUCCACCAGAAUGUCAUCCCUAUCAAAACUGAACGUUCUAAUGUGUGGUACCGGAGAGUACACCACCGGUUGGACGGGCUCCGGGCAGUCGACCUCCGACAAGAAGAUUGGUGUUGUGGGCUUGACGAUGUUUGACUUGAGAAGGCGGGGAAAGGUGGACAGCCUUGCCAUGGUCGGCGUCAAUGGUUCUAAAUUCCCUGCAAUCCGAAAUCAUCUCGACACAAACAUAGGUCAAGUUUACAAAGAGAUGGACACUUCCUUUGAAGAAUUUCCGAAGGGAGGCAAGGUGGAUCCUGAAGCAUAUAAAGAGGCGAUCAACAAGCUUCCCCCAGGAAGUGCUAUCAUUGUCUUCACCCCAGACAGCACUCAUUAUCCCAUUGCGAUGUAUGCUAUCGAGAGAAAGAUGCAUGUGCUGAUCACCAAACCGGCUACUCAGCUACUCUCCCACCACAUCGAACUUGUCGAGGCGGCGAGGAAGCACAAUGUCGUUUGCUUCGUAGAGCACCACAAGCGUUUUGAUCCGGUUUACAGUGAUGCCAAAGCCCGUGCACAGACGCUGGGAGAGUUCAACUUCUUCAGUGCAUGGAUGAGCCAACCGAAGAGCCAACUAGAGACUUUCCGUGCGUGGGCAGGUAAAGACUCGGACAUCAGCUACUAUCUUUCUUCGCACCAUAUCGACGUUUGCUGCUGGAUUUUGCAAGACAAAGCUGUCCCUACCAGAGUAGUUGCUAGUGCAGCCACCGGGAUUGCCACCAGUGAACCGUACAACUGCGUACCUCAGACCGAAGACACUAUCACGCUCCUUGUUGACUGGCAGUCAACGAGCAGCACAAAGCACAAAGGAACUGCUGUCUAUACGGCGUCAUGGACGGCACCUCUGAAAGCUGGUGUGCACUCUGCACAACAGUGGUACUACAUGGGCGAAAAGGGCGACAUCAACGUCGACCAAGCUCAUCGUGGUUACGACGUUACCGUUGAUGAAACUGGCAAGACGUGGUACAACCCGUUCUACAUGAAAUAUUCCCCUUCAGAGACCGGUCACUUUGAUGGUCAGCGUGGGUAUGGAUACAUAUCAAUUGAGACGUUCAUCGACGCCGCCCGCGAAGUCAAUGCUGGAGUUGCAAAACCCUCGGAUUACGACGGACAUGGUUAUCCUACCAUCGCAAACACUGUCCUGACGACAGCUAUCCUCCACGCCGGUCGUAUUAGUCUCGACGAGAAGAGGCCGGUGAACAUCAAGAAGAAUGGAGAACAAUGGGUUCUUGAGUGAAUUACCGGAAUCCUUAGCUCAAACUCAAAGGUGAUCUGUGGUUGAAGUGUCAUGUAUACUAUCAAUGCGUAAGGUUGUCAGACGUAUAGACAGGUUUCCUCAUAUGUAAGCUUAGAGAGCUGUAUAGAACACUGAUUGUC